AUGAUUCAUAGAAUACGUGAACAGCAAGUAGGGCCUAGUAGUUAUAACAUAAAAUUAAAAGAAUGUAUAGUUAUAAAAUGGAGUAUACGAACUAUUGUAAUGUGUUUAAUUCUAUGUAUUGGACUAAUAAUACCAAUUUUAUCUAAAAUCAAUAACGAAAGUUCCUUCAUACCUAAACCGGUGCGUAUCACAAAUGCUAUUAUUUUUAUUAUAUUAACACAUAUAAUUUUAUUUUCGAUGAUUUACACCAUGAUAAAAGUUGUAAAAUUUCAUAGAUUAGAGGCUGGAAAGGGUAAAUUGAAUUUUAGGGAAUAUGAUGUUUUUUGUAAAGAUACUUUUUUGCCUAAAAGGAAUACAUAUAAAACAGAAAUUUUAUAUAGAGUUAAUUGA
Molecule: messenger RNA, 390 nt
Organism: Plasmodium cynomolgi strain B
Lineage: Eukaryota; Apicomplexa; Aconoidasida; Haemosporida; Plasmodiidae
Product: CYIR protein
Exons: 2
Coding region: 1-390 (129 amino acids)
Source: RefSeq, a predicted model, not a curated record